Molecule: messenger RNA, 231 nt
Organism: Plasmopara halstedii
Lineage: Eukaryota; Oomycota; Peronosporomycetes; Peronosporales; Peronosporaceae
Exons: 3
Coding region: 1-231 (76 amino acids)
Source: RefSeq, a predicted model, not a curated record
AUGAAAUUUGAUACACAUUUUCAAUUUGGGAUUUUACCCAACAAAUCAAUUGAAUGGAGUCUUAAAUCAAAAAUAGCGAUCAGCGUGCUCUUCUACCUUCUUGUCGGUUUGAUCAACAGUGCAUCAAGUACUUGUGAAACUGAUAAAUUGGGAUUCUGCCAUGACAUAAUUGAUGGAAUAUACACUCGCAUCGUUUUGUGCUGUGUCAUUCUGAGUAAUACGCGAGUUUAA